This is a messenger RNA of Pseudomassariella vexata, 1038 nucleotides long. RefSeq names its product class I glutamine amidotransferase-like protein. The record is from RefSeq and is a predicted model, not a curated record. The transcript has 4 exons. NCBI's taxonomy places the organism in Eukaryota, Fungi, Ascomycota, Sordariomycetes, Amphisphaeriales, Pseudomassariaceae. Bases 240 to 1004 code for a protein of 254 amino acids.
GGGCUGGGGAGUGAAUAGGGAGUUAAACCCCAUCCUGUUCGUACGGCGGGGUCAAUGUUGCUCGGACUAUUUUGAUCGACAAUGUCUCUGAUGUCUUGACAGCAUGUGACAACCUUUCAUCAUCAUCAUCAGAGCUCAGCCGCAAAAACCCAGCAUUUUGGGUCAGCAUUAAAUUUAUAAUCCUCGACCCGCAAGUCAGUACGCUUCCGGGGCAGUCCUCACAGAGCGACCCCGCAAAGAUGGCGGCAUCCAGUCCGAAAGUCCUGAUUAUGAUGGCGGACUACGGCCACGACCCGACCGAGACGGCAGUACCGUACACGGCCAUGAAAGCUGCUGGCUUCCACGUCCAAUUCGCGACUGAAAAUGGCAAGUCGCCGCAGUGCGACAAGAUGAUGCUGGAGGGAGUAACCCAAAAACUACUCGGCGCGUCACGCUCCGCUAUCGAUAUGUACGCGACCAUGUCUCAAAGCGACGAGAUGCAGAAUCCUCUGUCUUGGUCAGCAAGUGGUUUCUCACUCGAGUCCUUCGACCUGGUCUUCUUUCCCGGCGGUCACGAGAAGUCAGUCCGGAAGAUCAUCGACUCGCUCGACGUGCACGAGCUUAUGGCCGACUACUUCCCGAAGACUAAGAAACCUGGUAAGAAGGCUGUCGCUGCUGUCUGCCACGGCGUCAUGGUCUUGUCCGAAUCGAAAGACGCAGCUGGGAACAGUGUCAUUCGGGACUGUGUCACGACCGCAUUGCCUGCGCGAUUUGAACAGGUCGCGUUCUGGGGAACCCGGGCUUUUCUUGGCGAUUACUACAAGACGUAUGGCGCUGGAAGCGAGAAUGUUGAACAAUCCGUCACGAACAGCUUGGCCAAUGCCACUCAAUUCAAAAAUUCCCUGCUCCCUACGCCGUUUGUCGUUCAAGACGAGCAGUACAACUACAUCAGCGCCAGGUUUCCUGGUGAUGCAGAUCUCUUUGCGCAAAAGAUCGUAAAGUUGGUUCAGAGUCUCAAAGAGUAAGUUGGGUAUAUAGGUGCCCAUCAUCGGCAUAGAA